Molecule: messenger RNA, 1759 nt
Organism: Pelobates fuscus (common spadefoot toad)
Lineage: Eukaryota; Metazoa; Chordata; Amphibia; Anura; Pelobatidae
Gene: TULP3
Product: TUB like protein 3
Exons: 11
Coding region: 62-1555 (497 amino acids)
Biological process (GO): protein localization to cilium
Cellular component (GO): cilium
Source: RefSeq, a predicted model, not a curated record
GUUACGGCCGUAGCCGGUUGCUAGGGGACCGGACUCUGGGUAACGGGAUAGCUGCGCCCAGAUGGAGACCAGCGGGGAUUACCGCAACGGUUCGAGCAUCUUGGAAGAUGGAAAUGCAAAACUUCGCCAGUCAAAGCUGCAUAACCAGAGAGCUCUCCUGGAGCAGAAGCAAAGACGGAAAAGGCAGGAGCCACUUAUGGUCGUACCAAACAGUGAAGUCAGGCAUCGGCGUUCCAAGCCCAAAAAGAAUGAUGAGCAAGCCCCUCUGGUGCAGCAUACCAAUACAGGAACUGUACAGUGUGAUGUAAUCUUGGAUGGCAUUGAUGGUCCAGCUGCAUUCCUCUGUGGAGACCAGGAUUUAAGCAACAAGGUUCAUAUUCUGUCUGUUGGAGAGACCUGCACUGAUGAUGAGUUUGAUGAUGAUGAUGACAUUCUGCAGACCAGCACAAAAGCAGCCAGCUCAAGGCCAGGUUCCAGAGAGGAAAAUGCAAGGCCUACAUCCAGUGAGGAAAAGCCUAGUUCCAGCAAUGGGAAACGCAGACCUGCUUUGCCAGAGACAAAGAUCCAAGCAGAACCAGAUGUCUCUAAACGUGUCCUCCAAGAGAUGCUCCAGGAUAGAGGUAUAUCAGACAGCCUAAAUUUCGACGAAGAAACCUCAGAGGAAGAGGAGGAAAAGUCUGGCAGUACACGGCCAAGUUCAGCAUCUAGCAAAAAAUCUUUGACAGAUGUGGGUUCUGCAGAGACUGCACAGAUAGGUCUAUCGGGAGAUGGGCUUGAGGUGGGUGACUUGAAAGAGUUUGUGCUGCGUCCUGCUCCACGUGGAAUCACUGUUCGAUGCCGUAUUACCCGCGACAAGAAGGGAAUGGACCGUGGUCUCUAUCCCACAUACUAUAUGCAUCUUGAAAGGGAUGAUAACCGGAAGGCUUUUCUUCUUGCUGGUAGGAAGAGGAAAAAAAGUAAAACGUCUAAUUACCUCAUGUCUAUUGAUCCAACUGAUCUUUCCAGAGAAGGAGAUAGUUUUGUGGGCAAACUACGGUCCAAUCUAAUGGGUACUAAGUUUACUGUGUAUGAUGAUGGAGGAGACCCAGCUAAAGUUCGAGGACAGACAGAUCCUUCUAUGUUUCGAAAAGAGCUGGCAGCUAUUUGUUAUGAAACCAAUGUCCUCGGUUUCAGAGGUCCACGAAAGAUGACAGUCCUGAUUCCAGGCAUGAACAGCAAUGAUGAACGCAUAUCCUGUCAGCCAGAAAAUGAUUCCGAGAGCCUUGUGUCUAGGUGGCUUAAUAAGUCGCUUGACAAUAUAAUCGAGCUGCACAAUAAAGCCCCUGUGUGGAAUGAUGAUACUCAGUCGUAUGUGCUCAACUUCCAUGGCCGCGUCACUCAUGCAUCUGUCAAAAACUUUCAGAUUGUUCAUGACAAUGACCCUGAUUAUAUAGUUAUGCAAUUUGGUCGGGUGGCUGAAGACAUCUUCACUCUGGAUUACAACUUCCCUAUGUGUGCUCUUCAGGCCUUCUCUGUCGCCCUCUCUAGUUUUGACAGCAAGCUUGCUUGUGAAUGAGAGUCACUUGCUUCGUCCACUACAGUCAAUCCGUCAUACUUACCCACAUCUUCACCUGCCACAAUGUUGAUCUGGAUCUAGGAGUGUAAUAUCUCUUCGCAAAUGUUGGGUGGGCACAAUUAGCCACUGUGCCUUCCAUGUUUCAUAAGAAUGCAAAACCUUUUUAGAUCUUUAAAAAAAAAAAAAAAAGGUUAUAAAGUAAUA